AUGUACGGUUCUGAUACUAAUGUAAGUAAAAUGAAAGAUAAACAUGUAAUUUUAUCUGAAUGGGUUAACCCUAGAAAGAAACGUGUAUAUGAAUCGGAGGGCGAAUUAUCCACCGGACAGAUAUCCGCGGUACAAAAACCGGCCUGUUGCACGGAGAACAUGCUAAGCUCACUAAAAGAAACGAUGGAUUCAUUACGUGAGGAAAUGAAGAUCAUGAUGCAUACUCUUAAAGAAAUGAAAGACCAACAGGAAACACGUUUUGGGAAUUUUGAAAAAAGAUAUGUCAGAUAUAAAAAUUACAAUAUGCCAGUUGCAGAAAACUAA
Molecule: messenger RNA, 324 nt
Organism: Parnassius apollo (apollo)
Lineage: Eukaryota; Metazoa; Arthropoda; Insecta; Lepidoptera; Papilionidae
Source: the annotation of a GenBank genome assembly